Molecule: messenger RNA, 1259 nt
Organism: Suillus paluster
Lineage: Eukaryota; Fungi; Basidiomycota; Agaricomycetes; Boletales; Suillaceae
Product: chromatin associated protein KTI12
Exons: 4
Coding region: 117-1049 (310 amino acids)
Source: RefSeq, a predicted model, not a curated record
ACUACAUAGUAGUACAUAGUAAGUGCUAGACGAUACGCGGAGGGACCGAGCGCACCGCACGUGGGAGACCCCGAAAACCCUUUGCUGAUCUUGGCCAUCGAUAGUUCACUCAUUCAAUGGCCCUCAUCACAAUUUCAGGCUACCCCUCCUCUGGAAAAUCAACCCGCGCAGCCCAGAUCCACGACUACUUCUCCUCCUCACUCCAAUCCUCAAGCCCCCAGCUCAAAGUCAAAGUCAUCUCAGACGAUGACCUGACCAUCGACCGCGCGUCAUAUGAUGACAGCCUUCAAGAAAAAACUGCCCGCGCGACUCUCUUCACCGCGAUCACAAGACACAUCGCCAGAGACACGAUCCUCGUCGUAGACGGGAUGAACUACAUUAAGGGGUUUAGAUACCAGUUAUAUUGCAAGGCGCGAGAGGCAGGCGUCAGGGUCGCUACGGUCUAUGUACUCGCUACGCCUGAUCAAUGUCGGAAAUGGAAUGAUGAACGAAUAGAUGGAAAGAGAUAUAAACCCGAAACCCUCGACGCCCUCAUACAGCGCUUUGAAGAGCCCUCCUCCAUGGUUCGCUGGGACGCCCCCCUUUUCACCAUCGCCUGGGAUGACACAUCCCCGCCACUCGAACGCAUAUCAGACGCAGUAACAACUGGAAUCGUAAAGCCUCCAAACGUAGGCACCCAAAUAACACCCAAAGCACCCACCGACGCACUCCGCACUCUUGAGCAUACGACAAACGCGUUGGUUUCGGCGUUGAUGACUGCCCAGGCUGCUGGCCCGCUUGGGGGAGCUAUCGUGCUUACCCUUGAUGCGGUCGAGCCUAAUUCGAAUGCUGGUGCUGAUGGGAGCUCGGUGCUCCGCAUCCGCUUAACUCUCCCGCACCGCGCGCUGACGCUCUCAGAGCUGCAGCGGCUGAAACGGCAAUUCGUGGCGGCGCGCCGGAAAGCGGUGACUUUGGGAAGCACCGAGAAGGGGAGGGUGGAAUGGGGGGAGGAGGGCGUCGGACGGGCGUUUGCAGAGUUUUUGGAGGAAGGCUUGGGUGUCGGGAGGUGACUUGCGCGCUAUUCGAAGUAAGAGGCAUUUAGGAUUAGUGUACUUAGUACAGGACGUGUGAUUCAUGGUAUACUACAGCAAACUACGUGUCGCAAUAUUCGUGCUCGAUCGCAUUUCGAAUGUGAACAGUCCUAGCGCUCAGAGAUUAUUGAAUGAUUCCAUCGAUAUAUAUCUGAAUCCUGAUAUUCAGCACCCAUCUUGCAUUUGCAU